Stylophora pistillata is the source of this 587-nucleotide messenger RNA. Its product is annotated as M-phase inducer phosphatase-like. The record is from RefSeq and is a predicted model, not a curated record. Gene Ontology annotation, cellular component: nucleus; cytoplasm. Gene Ontology annotation, biological process: positive regulation of G2/MI transition of meiotic cell cycle; positive regulation of G2/M transition of mitotic cell cycle; G2/M transition of mitotic cell cycle. NCBI's taxonomy places the organism in Eukaryota, Metazoa, Cnidaria, Anthozoa, Scleractinia, Pocilloporidae. Gene Ontology annotation, molecular function: protein tyrosine phosphatase activity.
UUGAAAAGUCGUGCCUCUGUACUUCACCGUCUCCCUUACUUUCUCGCCAAGCUUAUGUAUCAGUAGUUUAGAAUCACCUUAUAAUCUUUUUACACUCUUUCUGGACAAUUCAUCAGCCGCACGUGGUCGUUUUCUCCCACGAAAAGUUUCGUUUUGGGCACUCUAGGUACAGGUAUAGCUACAGGACGCCAUCGCAAAUUUCCAACAUGGCCGGGAUGAAACCAAGAGCUGGAAGCUACCUCGAAUUAGAAAUCUCACGAAGAAAAAACUCGCUGGAAGUAGCUCCUAAUGCUGUACUCUCUCCCGUAACAGAGUUAACAAUGAAUUUUGAGAACAGCUUGGGAAGGACUCCCAAAAGAAAGCUAUCUUUGUCCUUAAAUGAUCCUUCAACGCCAACCACGGGUUUUCAGAGGUCGCUUUCGACAGCCUCCAACGAGUCAGGUUACUGUCCCGAUUCUCCGUCAGGAUUUUUACUUGACUCACCUUCGACGGAAAUGCUAAAGGCAAACGCCGAAAAGAAGAAGUUAAGGAAACCUCCAUUCAAGAGGUGGAACUCACUGCCAGUAAGUACAUUGCAAUAGCUAGGU